Esox lucius (northern pike) is the source of this 2528-nucleotide messenger RNA. RefSeq names its product lengsin, lens protein with glutamine synthetase domain (gene lgsn). Gene Ontology annotation, molecular function: glutamine synthetase activity. The record is from RefSeq and is a predicted model, not a curated record. Gene Ontology annotation, cellular component: membrane; cytoplasm. The transcript is spliced from 4 exons. Gene Ontology annotation, biological process: lens morphogenesis in camera-type eye. The coding region runs from base 127 to 2250 and encodes 707 amino acids. NCBI's taxonomy places the organism in Eukaryota, Metazoa, Chordata, Actinopteri, Esociformes, Esocidae.
UCUGCAUCCAUGGACGUGGGGAGAGAAUUUUCCAAUCCAUCACCAUUGUGCCAAUUGUCCAUAAAAGAAAUGUGCGAGCAUAGCUCUGGUUUCAAAUGAAGGCACUGAAAUCCCAGGUCAAACCUAAUGAAUAGUAAAAAAGGGAUGCAUGACUCAGAGGAUUUCGGUCUCAAGGAGGGCUCAGGCAGGUUGAGAGACCAGGUAGAUGGGAGUGGAAUAAGCCUGGGCAAGAAGAAGGGGGUGAAGGUGAGUGGGAAACACAUUGCCCCAGUGGACUGGGACAGGGGGGGGCCAUCCAUUGUCCACCAUUCCGGCUACGUCAGCCCCAGACUAUCAGAAAAUCACCCCACCAUCAUCUCCAUUGGCCCCCAUCAUGCCCACACCUCCGGGUCCCCUGAGAGAGGUCGGCCCAGGCCGGAGGAAGGCCCUCCCUCCAGGGUAGAGUGGUCCAAGGAGGGGUGCUCCUACAGCCAGAGGGCUUCUAACAGCGAGGCGGGGGUCUCCAGACAGACCAUGGAUGAGCUGAAGAGUAUCCUGAGGGACAGCUCCAUGCUCGGUGUUCGCGGGAAGGAGGAUGGAGGCCGGCCCGGGAGCCCCGCCCCUUAUACCUACCUGCAUGGGACCAACAGGGGAGAGGGACGGCCAGAGUCCCAGUCCUCCUUCACCACAUUCAAGCCCCACUCUGAUGCAUCCAGGAGGGCAUCCACCAGAUCCAGGGACAGCAGCUCCAUACAGCUCGGCUCCAGUAUGGACUUGUCAAGCUCAUUCAGGUCUGACGUGGCUGGAGCAAACAGGCUGUCCGCGGUUCGAUCAUCCACGUACGAGAACAGCAGCACCAACUGUGGAGAGAACUGGACCUCAGAAACAGAUAACAGUAAAGAAAAUAUGGACAAAUCAGGGACUCAGAGCUUUGUCUCAGCUAUGGAGUACAUCAAGCAGCAGAUUUCCCGGGAUAACAUCAACUUCGUCCGCUUCGAGGCCACGGAUCUCCACGGGGUGUCCAGGUCUAAGACAGUGCCAGUCCGCUUCUUUCAUGAGAAAGCAGUGUAUGGUGUACCCAUACCAAGAAGCUACCUGGAGCUGACCCUCAGCCCCAAAAGCAGCGAGGUGGACAAUGCCAACAGCCCUGCCAGCAUCAGUAGCGACGUGCUGCUCAUCCCGGACCUGUCCACGUUCAGAAUGUUGCCCUGGGCGGAGCAGACGGCCCGGGUGAUCUGUGACCCCUGCAUGGUCACCGGCAGCUCCCUGCGUACCGCGCCCCGUCUCAUCGCCAAGCAGCUGCUGGGGCAGCUCCAAAGCAUGGGCUUCUCGCUGCAUUCCUCCUUCACCUACGAAUGCUGCGUCCUGGGUACACCCGACCGGGUCAGCCCCAAGACCAUGCUGUUCCCCGGCACCACCUUGGCGACAAACCAUGACCUGCCAUUCUUUCAGUAUCUGGUGAACGGCAUGUACAGCAUGGGGGCGGACGUGGACAGCCUGGCCUCCGCGAUGGGGCCUGGUCAGAUGGAGAUCAACCUGAGGCCGGAGUUCGGAAUCGCCGCCGCAGACACUGCCUUCACGUUCCGCACCGGCAUCAAAGAGCUGGCCCGGAAACACAGCUACAUUGCGAGCUUCUUCACAGACGACGGCCUGUAUAACUCCGGCGUGCUUUCCCAUUCUCUCUGGGACGCCAACGGCCGGCGAAGUCUGUUCCACACCGGGGACCGUGGUGGAGGGGAGCUGUCCGAUAUCGGGAAGAAGUGGCUGGCCGGGCUCCUGAGCCACUCGGCCGCUCUGAGCUGCCUGCUCUCUCCUGGGCUAGGCUGCCGCGACCACAUCGCCAAGAAGGUCAAAGACCUCAAGCGCAAUGUGUUCUAUGCCACCUGUGGCUACAACGACAACGCCAGUGCCUUCAAUGUGAAGUGCCACGGCGGGAGGGAGACGCACAUUGACAACAAGUUGGGCUCGGCCAUGGCAAACCCAUACGUGGUGCUGGCGGCCACUGUGGCGGCGGGCUUAGACGGUAUCAAGCGUAACCUGGCGAUUGAGACGGGCCCAACGAGGCCCCCCGGCCACACCCAGCAGCAGAGGAGUCUGUUCCCCAUCCCUGUGAAAAUGGAAGACGCACUCGUGGCUUUGAGCGAUGACUAUGUGAUCCGUGGAGCCUUGGGAGAGCCAUUUGUUCAGUAUUUUAUUGCUCUGAAGCAAUUUGAAAUUGAGACCCAAGAACUGGAUGCAGAGAGGAAUAAAUGUCUGGAGUAUUUCAUAUAGAAGAUAUGAAUAUUACACAGUAGAAUUCUGUGUUUCAGAAAUGGAUUGACUGAGUUUCACACAAUGCUUGCUGUAACAGAAAACAAUAGGAAGGUGAAUGAAAUAUCAACAUCUGCGUGCAGGACCAGAAUGUAUAGAAAAUGAAUGAUCUAUUUGACUCACAUUUAAUAAAGAGGCGAGAAAGAAAGCACUCCUGCGGUUUUGUUCUUUUGGAUUAUGAUGCCAUAGAGUAUUCAUAAAAUAAAAUUACAUUCUUAACCUACUACAGGCAUGUUCUU